Caenorhabditis briggsae is the source of this 753-nucleotide messenger RNA. RefSeq names its product Protein CBR-PAS-3 (gene Cbr-pas-3). Lineage: Eukaryota; Metazoa; Nematoda; Chromadorea; Rhabditida; Rhabditidae. The record is from RefSeq and is a predicted model, not a curated record. Gene Ontology annotation, cellular component: nucleus; cytosol; proteasome core complex. Gene Ontology annotation, biological process: ubiquitin-dependent protein catabolic process. The coding region runs from base 1 to 753 and encodes 250 amino acids. The transcript is spliced from 2 exons.
AUGGCUCGUCGUUAUGAUAGUAGAACGACCAUCUUCUCUCCAGAGGGAAGACUCUAUCAAGUUGAAUAUGCCAUGGAGGCUAUCGGACACGCCGGAACCUGUCUCGGCAUCUUAGCAUCGGAUGGAAUCGUGAUCGCUGCCGAGAGAAAGAAUGUCCAUAAGCUUUUGGACGAUUCGGUUUUGACCGAGAAGGUUUACCGUCUCUCGGACAAUAUCUCGUGCACUGUUGCUGGAAUCACUGCUGAUGCCAACAUUCUCAUCAACCAUUUGAGAUGGUGGGCUGCCAGCUAUCGCAACAGCUACGGAGAGGAGAUGCCAGUCGAGCAGCUUGUUCAAAAUCUUUGCAAUGAAAAGCAGAGAUACACACAGAUUGGAGGAAAAAGACCGUUCGGAGUUUCGCUCCUUUACGCCGGAUGGGACAAACACUACGGAUACCAGCUCUACCAGUCUGAUCCAUCUGGAAACUACACUGGAUGGAAGGCUACAUGCAUUGGAAGCAACCAUCAGGCUGCCGUCACCUUGCUGAAGCAAGAGUACAAGUCUCCAACUCUCGAGGAAGCCAAAAAGUUGGCUAUCAAAGUUCUCUGGAAGACACUUGACGUGAAGCUUGCUUCCGAGAAAGUCGAAAUGGCUGUUCUCACUCGUCGUGAUGGAAAGACUGUUCUCGAGGAACUUUCUACCAAGGAAGUCGAUGGAUUGAUUGCAGAGCAUGAGAAGAAGGAGAAGGAAGCCGAGAGUGCUGAGAAGAAGUAA